AUGAUUCCGGCGGCUCAAAUUGUGGCCGCAUUUCAGCAACAAUUCAACGUAAAAACACCCACUACAGAUCUUUCCAUUCAUCAAUCACUCGACUUGCUGGCGUCAUCAUCGUCGUCUCAAAACAAUGAUAUCAGUGGUAUUACUACAGGUACUGCCGAACAGCCAUCCCCACUCGAUGGCUUGCUCCAAAUGGCAGAAUUACCACCGGCCACCCAUCCGACUGGUACACGAGGACCCAUCAUAUUGCAACUAGGCGGGAGAGACCCACAACAACUCGCCUUGGCCAGUGCCAUUGGAUCCUUUUAUGGAUACAACGGCAUCAACCUCAAUUGUGGAUGUCCUUCCAAUGCCGUCUCGGGAGGAGAGCGAUCGGGAGGGGCCGCCUUGAUGCGAGAGCCAUCGGUCGUGGCUCGCUGCCUCGAGCAAAUGUCACAUGCUCUGGAUCAAGCUGGCCCCCAUAAGAUGACGACGACUCUCUCGGUCAAGCAUCGACUGGGCGUGCACAACGCAGCAACCUACAAUGCACAAGACGAUCGAGCACGGCCGGAUGGGGACUACCACGCAUUUCAACAAUGUCGGGACUUUGUGCGGACCAUUAGUUUGGGAGGUGACAUUUCCAAGAUUCAAGUCCACGCCAGGCUGGGCCUUUUGGGAGACUUUGAUGCAUCCAAUGAUGAUGACAAUAAAGUCGCCGAGGAUGGCACAAAUCUGUGGGUUCCAGGGACGAGCACUGCUACGGAUUCAACAAAACAAAAAAUCAAAGUAGAUCACAAACGCGUCCAGUACCGUGCCAAAAAACAAGCUCGAUAUGCCACCAUUCGGAACCGAAGUGUGCCGCCACUGAGGCCCAAAGUUGUGGACAUGAUGGCUGCCGAGUUUCCUCAGUUGCAAGUCAUCACCAAUGGAGGGAUUGGCUCCCUGCAGGAUAUUCAAAGCCGAGUCCCUCGUCCGGGGAGUAAGAUUGCCGGGGCCAUGGUGGGACGAGCUGCCAUCAACCAUCCGUGCGCCUUUGGCAAUGUCGACGCAGCGUUGUGGGGGCAUGAUGAUGAAUCCAGUCGUACCAUCACACGCGAAUCCGUCCUUCUAGAUUACAUUCAAUACUGUCAGAAAGAGGAGGCUGCCUUCUUUGCCAUGGACAAGGGCAACCGUUCUCUUGCAAGUGUCGAGGGUUCCUUGGUGGCUCUUCGACGACGACUUGUGGCGGUGCCGUUUCACUUGUUUGCUGGUGAAGUGGGAAAUGAAGAAUAUCAACGACGCAUUCGGAAAUUGGUGGCUCGGGCUCAGAGACAUUCCAGUGGAGGGAUCCUCACAGCGGCACUUUCCGUAGUGCCCACUGAAACAGCCUUGAAAUCAGUCACAGAGUAUGCGACGCAACCAAAGGAUAUUCCCACGUUUCAAGCCUCACGGCAGCGAUCUGGCCCUCUACAGCGGACCAUCUUCUAA
This is a messenger RNA of Seminavis robusta, 1443 nucleotides long. NCBI's taxonomy places the organism in Eukaryota, Bacillariophyta, Bacillariophyceae, Naviculales, Naviculaceae. The record is from the annotation of a GenBank genome assembly.